Molecule: messenger RNA, 1644 nt
Organism: Peronospora matthiolae
Lineage: Eukaryota; Oomycota; Peronosporomycetes; Peronosporales; Peronosporaceae
Source: the annotation of a GenBank genome assembly
AUGAUUUAUCGGGAGGUGAGCAAACUUGUCGAAUUGCAUACCGGUAAUUGCACACUGUGCGACGACCUACCGGUAUAUGUAGCCAACUACCCUCGUCGAUCCAUCGAUCCGAACGACAUGCUGCACCGGUAUACCAGGCACUUGACGCGUCGUCAAGUGCGCGGCUUCAGCGCUCAUGGCUCUUCUGACGCUCCUCCUCUUCGUCUUGUGUGUGUAGUUGGGUCAGGACCCGCAGGUUUCUACGCCGCCAAGUACCUGCUCAAGCAGCACCGCGGUGUACGCGUCGAUAUGCUCGAGGCGCUACCGACGCCGUUCGGUCUCGUGCGCUCGGGCGUUGCCCCGGAUCAUCCGGAAGUGAAGAGCGUCAUGAACGACUUUGAGCUCGUGGCUCGUGACGACCGGUUUGGGUUUCUGGGGAACGUGUGCGUGGGCAAAGACGUGACGCUGGCUGAGCUGCAGCGCCACUACCACGCUGUGGUUCUGGCCUAUGGCGCAGCAGAAGACCGGGAGCUGGGCAUUCCAGGAGAGCAGCUAAACGGUGUCCUGUCUGCUCGUGCAUUCGUGAACUGGUACAACGGUCAUCCAGCGUUUCGUGGACUAACGCCAGACUUGAAGCAGACGGAGACGGCGGUCAUCAUUGGUCAAGGCAAUGUAGCUGUUGAUUGCGCUCGCCUUCUCACAAAGAACGUGGACGAACUGGCCCAUACAGACAUUGCGGCUCACGCAGUGCAGGUGCUGCGCAAUAGCAGUAUUCAGAAGGUGCUCGUAGUCGGACGACGAGGCAGUGCGCAGGCGGCGUUUACGAUGAAGGAGAUUCGCGAGCUGACUAAGCUGGAUGGUGUUGCGUGUGUCGUCGAUCCAGAUGAUCUGAAGCGAAGCUUGACGUCUGCAUCCAAGCAGGAAAUCCAGGACCAGCGAGCUCGCAAGCGCAUGGGAGAAUUGCUGAGUAGGGCCGCAGAGCAGUUUGAAUGCACUCAAAACGCCAAGCGUGUUGUGCAACUCAAGUUUUUGAGCUCACCAGCGGAAAUCAUUGCCGACGAGAAUGACCCGACUCGAGUGGGAGCCAUUCGUCUGGAGAAAACGAAACUAGAGGGCGAGCCCAACCGGCAGCGUGCUGUAGGAACCGGAUUCUAUGAAGAUAUUCCAUGCAGCCUUGUGCUGCGCAGUAUCGGAUACAAGUCACUGCCAAUUGAGGCCGGUGUCCCAUUUGACACCCGUCGCCAUGUGAUUUCAAACGAGCAAGGUCGCGUUGUUUCUACACUCAGCAGUGGUGAGAAGAAGUCUGUGGUAGGCUUGUAUUGCACCGGCUGGGUGAAGCGUGGCCCUACUGGUAUCAUUGGCAGCAAUAUUGUCGAUGCACGGGAGACGGUAGGGUGCAUUGUGGAAGACUUUGCUGCUGGGAACUUUCUUCACAGCGACGGCAACGCUGGCAACGACCUGGGUGGAGUGGAGGCUGUGGAAAUGCUAGUUAAAAAGCGCUAUCCUGACAAACAACUCGUGAAAUGGGCUGACUAUGUGCGCAUCAGCGCCGAAGAGACUUUACGGGGUCAAGCCUUCGGGAAGCCGCGCGAGAAGAUCACAUCCGUGACAGAGAUGCUCGCGGUCGCAAAAAGCGCAACAAAGCAGCUCAGUGCCGAAGCGUAG